Hordeum vulgare subsp. vulgare (domesticated barley) is the source of this 2766-nucleotide messenger RNA. RefSeq names its product long chain acyl-CoA synthetase 9, chloroplastic-like. NCBI's taxonomy places the organism in Eukaryota, Viridiplantae, Streptophyta, Magnoliopsida, Poales, Poaceae. The transcript has 12 exons. Bases 443 to 2536 code for a protein of 697 amino acids. The record is from RefSeq and is a predicted model, not a curated record. Gene Ontology annotation, molecular function: long-chain fatty acid-CoA ligase activity. Gene Ontology annotation, cellular component: membrane; endoplasmic reticulum.
ACGGUUCUCGGGGAAGCGGGGCCAGGCUCCGAGCGACCUCCCCGCUAGCAUAGCAUAGCAGGUAGCAGCAGCAAAGCACUGCUGCCAUCUAUCUAUGCCACAAGAUCGCGGCGGAGAUCCCUAAACCCCCGCAGUCCUGCACCGCCAGAACAGCUCCACCCUCCACCCACCAUCCUCCGACGGCGCCGCCUCCUCGCGUCCUCCGCCCCGCCGCCCUUGCCGUUGCCGUUGCCGUCGCCGUCACUUCCAUCUCUCCCUCUCCCUCUCCGCCUGCUCCCUCCUACUACUCCCCGCCACCCGCAUUGCAACAUUUGCACCCUUCCUCAACCCCUCCCCGGCCGGCUGAAACUCACCCCAGGUUUACUUCUUCAAGGCCUCUGAGAAUCAGUGUCUUGACACUCCCUGAGCUACAAAAUUGUAAUAAGACUGUGUUUCAAAAAACAUGAAUCCCUAUUUUAUCGGUUUUGUCAUCCCGUUUGUGGCGUCUCUGAUGCUCACCAAGAGGAAGGCUGAGAAGAAAAGGGGCCUGCCGGUCGAUGUGGGUGGUGAGGCUGGCUAUGCCAUACGUAACUACAGGUCCGAGCAGCCCGUCGAAACGCACUGGGAAGGGAUCUUCACGCUCGCCGAGCUAUUCGAACAGUCCUGCAAGCAGUAUGCCUACAUGCCCCUGCAUGGCACCAGGAAGCUCCUUUCAAGGGAAACAGAGGUGGCUUCUGAUGGAAGAUCAUUCGAGAAGCUCCAUCUUGGGGAGUAUGAGUGGAGAAGUUACAUCGAAGCAUUCAAGGCCGUAUGCAACUUCUCGUCCGGUCUUAUCCAAAUUGGGCACCGGAAGGAUGAGCGUGUUGCUAUCUUUGCUGAUACGCGGGCUGAGUGGCAGAUCGCGUUGCAGGCAUGCUUCAGACAAAACAUUACAGUUGUCACCAUUUAUGCCUCCUUGGGGGAGGGAGCACUUUGUCACUCACUAAAUGAGACUGAGGUAACUACUGUGAUCUGUGGGCGGAAAGAACUAAAAAAGCUUAUUGAUAUAAAUGGGCAACUUGAUACUUUGAAACAUGUUGUCUACAUAAAUGAGGAAGGUGUCUCAAGUGAAGUAUCCUUGGCUAAACAAUGCACCAACUGGAGAGUGGAGUCAUUUGAGGAGGUAGAGAGACUAGGGUUGGAAACACCUAUUGAAGCAAAUUUGCCUCUCCCAUCUGAUACGGCAGUGAUAAUGUACACAAGUGGAAGUACUGGGAUGCCCAAGGGUGUCAUGAUGAGCCACCGCAAUGUCCUAGCUACAGCAUCAGCUGUUAUGACUAUUGUGCCUGCACUUGGCAAGAAGGAUGUCUACUUGGCAUACCUCCCGCUUGCGCACAUUCUUGAGUUGGCAGCUGAGACGAUUAUAUCUGCUGUCGGGGCUUCUAUAGGAUAUGGAUCACCUUUGACCCUGACUGAUACAUCAAAUAAAAUCAAAAGGGGGACUCAAGGUGAUGCCUCUGCGCUGAAGCCAACACUUAUGACUGCGGUACCUGCUAUACUUGACCGUGUUCGUGAUGGCGUACGAAAAAAUGUAGAUGCAAAGGGUGGCGCAGCCAAGAAACUGUUUGAUAUCGCCUACAGCCGCCGGCUAGCUGCUGUCAAUGGAAGUUGGUUUGGUGCAUGGGGAUUAGAGAAGCUCGUGUGGGAUAUGCUUGUCUUCCAGAAGGUGCGUGCAAUCUUGGGAGGACGGAUUCGGUUUAUACUCUCAGGCGGAGCACCUCUGUCUGGUGAAACUCAGAGAUUUAUCAAUAUAUGCCUUGGCGCUCCAAUAGGGCAAGGAUAUGGUCUGACUGAAACGUGUGCUGGCGGGACAUUUUCUGAGUAUAAUGACACAUCUGUUGGUCGUGUUGGUGCUCCACUGUCUUGUUCGUUCAUCAAGUUGAUAGACUGGGUCGAAGGUGGAUACUUAACAUCUGAUUCACCAAUGCCUCGGGGAGAAAUAGUUAUUGGAGGCCCAAAUGUAACCAAAGGCUAUUUCAAAAAUGAAGCUAAAACAAAUGAGGUCUACAAGGAUGAUGACAGAGGCAUGAGGUGGUUCUACUCUGGUGACAUUGGGCGUUUGCACCCAGAUGGCUGCCUCGAAAUCAUUGACCGGAAGAAGGAUAUAGUUAAGCUUCAACAUGGUGAAUAUGUAUCCCUAGGAAAGGUGGAGGCCACCUUGAGCGUGAGCCCGUAUGUUGACAACAUCAUGGUCCACGCCGACCCCUCCCAAAACUACUGCGUUGCACUUGUUGUAGCUGCACACGGUGAGCUGGAAAAAUGGGCCUCAAAACAAGGGAUUGCAUACUCCGAUUUCGCCGAUCUGUGCCAGAAGCAAGAGACUGUCAAAGAAGUACUACAGUCGUUGGUAAAGACUGGUAAGCAAUCGCGGCUGGAGAAGUUCGAGAUCCCUGCCAGGAUCAAGCUGAUACCAGAGCCAUGGACCCCCGAGUCUGGUCUUGUCACAGCUGCCCUCAAGCUCAAGAGGGAGGUCAUCAAGAAGGGUUAUCAGGACGAUCUUGCUAAGCUGUACAGAUAGUGUCCCUUUGUUAGGGAGAACAAAAUUCCUCAUCUGUGUUGUGUCUCAAACAUUGGACAGAUAGUGUCCCUUUGUUAGCAAGAACAAAACUUCUCAUAUGUGUUGUGUUUGAUACAGUGGACAGAUAGUGUCCCUUUGUUAGCAAAAAAUGUUGUGUUUCAAACAGUGGGCACUGGACAGUGUCGAGACAGACAGUAUAUUGAACUCUAGUAUGUGUACUUGAUGAUUUA